Manduca sexta (tobacco hornworm) is the source of this 2074-nucleotide messenger RNA. Its product is annotated as ionotropic receptor 75a. The transcript has 14 exons. NCBI's taxonomy places the organism in Eukaryota, Metazoa, Arthropoda, Insecta, Lepidoptera, Sphingidae. Bases 94 to 2049 code for a protein of 651 amino acids. The record is from RefSeq and is a predicted model, not a curated record.
CCGCUUAGUGAGCUAACACAUCUCGAUGCGAAUGACUGCCUGGCAUUUGACUAAGUUGUUCCAGCUAUAAAGUCUACUAUUAAAUCUAUCCAGAUGUAUUUUCUGAAUGUUUUAAUGAUAAGCGCCGUUGUCUCCGGACUGCCUUAUGAUGCGUUCGAUCUCUGUUUGGACUAUUUUCUGUACAGAAAUGUUAAGCUAAUUUGCGUGUUGGACUGCGAGGUUAAUAUCGGGAUCACGAAGUUCACGAAAACGGCAAAUUCGCACCGUAUGCUGGUGACAGCGGCGGAUGUAGGUCAACUCAACUCCAGCCGCGUGGAGCAAUGUCUGGACCAGACGCUGUUCCCGGUUGGAGUGGUGCUGAGCGCCGGCUGUCCGGAGACUGAAAAUACUAUUUUAUUAGUUCGGUAUUUUCAGGCAUCACAAAAAAUGCUAUUCAAUGGAAAUCAUUUGUGGUUGAUUAUUGAAUCUAAUAAUGAAGUUGAUAAAAAUAACAUUACUAAAUCAAAUGACACAUUAUCGCCUAAUGUUGGGUAUCUUGAAACUCUCAAUAUAAGUGUGGACGCCGAUAUUACUGUCGCAUCAAAAAUUGUUUCAUCUGAAUAUAUUUUGUACGAAGUGUUUAAUUUCGGAAAGAUACAAGGAGGUGAUUUAAUUAUAAAUCGGGCUGGAUCGUGGAAUCUACAAUUACACAUGGAUGUUGAUAUAAACGGCUACAAAUAUUACAGAAGAUGGGAUUUCCAGCAGUGGCAAAUGAGAAUGAUAUUUGUUAUGUCACCGAUUCCGAAGAAACUCAACCCAAAAGUGCUGACGGAAAGGACACCAACCCCCGGACUCACCACCGUCACAAAGACCUCGGCCAUGUCCCUGCAUGUAAUCGCUGAGAUACAUAAUUUCAGAUUUAAAUACACAAUGGCUGAUAGAUGGAUCGGAACAUUCGAAACAAACAGCACUCGGGUGGUGGCCAACUCUCUUUACUUCAGAGAGCAGGAUGUAUCGCCGAUCCUACGACACCAACUAUAUCUAUACGGGAAGGUGGACUUCAUUAACCCUUCGCUCACUUACAUCGAGACAAAGUACUACUACAGAAUUCCAACAAAAGGUCCUGGAAAGUUCCAGAACCAGUUUCUGCGGCCUUUGAGUAAGGGAGUAUGGGCUUGCCUGGCGGCGGUGUCUGCUCUCUGCAUCGUACUACUGCUGAUGUCCAGCUUGCUUGAACGACGUCCCUCGAGCGCUCAGUACGCCGUGUUCUCCGUCAUAGCCUCAAUUUGUCAGCAAUUUUUCGAAGACGUCGACAUUGGAAAUUCUACGCGAUCAUCGGCAGCCCGCAAGCUGACGAUCCUGGUGACUGGUCUGUCGUGCGUCCUGGUCUACAAUUACUACACCAGCAGCGUGGUCAGCUGGCUACUGAACGGACCGCCGCCCUCCAUCACUUCGCUUCAGGAGCUGAUGGACAGCCCGCUCGAACUACUCUUCGAAGACGUGGGCUACACCAGGUCUUGGCUCCAGACGCCCAAUUACUAUUACAAUAGAAGGAACGCAAAGAUUGAGAGCGAACUGCGUGCAAAGAAGGUAUUUAAGAGAAGUUCCUCCUCUAAGCUGCUGGUCCCUUUGGAGGAAGGAAUCGCUAUGGUCAAAGCUGGGGGAUACGCGUACCACACGGAGCCGGGGAGGGCGAACGAGAUAAUAUCACGCAUGUUCACACAGCGCGAACUGUGCGAGUUGGGCACGCUGCAGUCCAUGGAGAAGACGAACCUUGUUCCCGGCGUCCAAACACAAAGCCCUUACAAAGAGUUUCUUGUUUGGAGCACGGCGCGACUGGUGGAGCGCGGCGUGGUGUCGUGCGUGCAGCGGCGCGCGGCCUCCCCCUCCGUGCAGUGCGACGGCAGCUCGCCCCGGGCCCUGGCGCUGGGUGGCGCAGCACCCGCCUUCAUACUCCUCGCCUCUGGGUAUGGACUGGCUACCCUCAUCAUGUUUGUAGAGAGGCUUAUUUACUCACGAUUGCAAAAUCAAAUUAAUGUUACGCGUUGUGAACUGUUUAGAUUUAAAUAAAUUAAUUAAAUAAAUAUAUUGAAUA